GCUUGCUCCCCAAGCCAACCUUUGUAAAUAUAAACAGCGUAAACUUGGCAUCGCUGUCUAAAUUCGAAUUCCAAUAUUUCUUUUCUGCAAAAUAACACAAAACAUUCAUCCAAAUUCUCUAUUUUGCCCCAAAAUUCAAAAGUAACCGCCAUGGGAGGAGGAACAGAAGCUUUUCCUGACUUGGGAGCUCAUUGCGAGCACUCCGAUUGCCAUCAACUCGAUUUCCUACCCUUCAACUGCGAUGGUUGUCGCAAGGUCUUUUGCCUGGAGCAUCGAUCUUACAAGUCCCACCACUGCCCCAAAUCCGACCACAACAGCAGAAGAGUCCUCGUUUGCCAAACCUGUUCCACCUCCAUCGAAACCACCGGCCAACACGACGACGACAAGGCCUUGCUCGAGGCCCACAAGAACUCUGGUACCUGUGACCCUGCCAAGAACAAGAAACCUACUUGCCCCGUCAGGCGCUGCAAGGAGGUUCUGACCUUUUCCAACACCAGCACUUGCAAAACCUGCCACCUCAAGGUUUGCCUCAAGCACCGCUUCCCCGCCGACCAUGCUUGUCGCCGGACCUCUUCUUCGAAAGCGGCAUCGUCGUCGGUGGUUGGUGGAAAUGGUGGCUGGUGGAACAAUAAGUUCUUGGAAGCUUUGGCGUCAAGGAAAGGCAAAGAUUGUAGCAAAGCCACCGAGCCUGGUUCCGUGUCUCCUCCGUCUACCCCAUCAGUCAAAGCUUGCUGAGAGUGAUUUAUAUUCGGUUUCUUUUAUUAAUUAUCAAAUUACCGUAUUGUAUUUAUUCAUAUAUGGCUCAUGUUGAUUUAAGACCUAUAAUUCAAUACCAGCUUUAAGCUCAUAUUGUUUUCAA
This is a messenger RNA of Ziziphus jujuba (common jujube), 859 nucleotides long. RefSeq names its product zinc finger AN1 domain-containing stress-associated protein 12. Gene Ontology annotation, cellular component: cytoplasm. The record is from RefSeq and is a predicted model, not a curated record. The coding region runs from base 151 to 735 and encodes 194 amino acids. Gene Ontology annotation, molecular function: zinc ion binding. The transcript has a single exon. NCBI's taxonomy places the organism in Eukaryota, Viridiplantae, Streptophyta, Magnoliopsida, Rosales, Rhamnaceae.